Aspergillus alliaceus is the source of this 3925-nucleotide messenger RNA. It is a transcript of the gene rom2, whose product is annotated as putative Rho guanyl nucleotide exchange factor (Rom2). The coding region runs from base 203 to 3775 and encodes 1190 amino acids. Gene Ontology annotation, molecular function: guanyl-nucleotide exchange factor activity. Lineage: Eukaryota; Fungi; Ascomycota; Eurotiomycetes; Eurotiales; Aspergillaceae. The record is from RefSeq and is a predicted model, not a curated record. The transcript has 2 exons. Gene Ontology annotation, biological process: intracellular signal transduction.
CGUCUCCCCUUGUCCCUCCUCCUUUCUCCACGAUUCCCAACGAUCAUCUCGCGACGCUCUCUACGACCGGUUCCGAUACCCUUUCGUUGCAUCAGGGCUAGGACACUCACAAUCUCCCGACAUUCUCGCUAACCGUCACAUUUCUCUAUCCGAAUAAAUUCCGAAAUUAGGGUCGGAGAGGAAAAGAGGGAAGAUCACAAAUAUGGCCGAUCUUGGAGGCCACCAAGGCCGGAACUACCGGCCCUACGGACAUCCCUCAUCCUUCCAACGUGAUGCUGCAUUUUCCGAGAUAUUCGGUGGGGCACCACCACCCGGGCGCUCUCAGACGAUGACCUCGCAAACACCUCAAUUUUCUCAGGAUAGGGCUCACACUAUGUCAUCACACGUGCCGCAUCCCCAGAUGCAGAGAGGUCCGCCGCCACCGCAACGCCAGGGGCAGAAUGGGCAUCCACCCAGCACUCCAAACGGAUACUAUCAAGCGUACCCCGGGUCCGCAGCAACUAUGACUUCUCACCCUCCCCAGAAUGCACCACGGCCGUAUCCUGGACGCUUCGCAUAUCCUCAGCCCCAACGGUUAGACUCGAGGCCGAGCCCAGGACCACAGUAUCCGGAUGCAAAGGGAUAUAGUCGACCUAUGCCGCCCCCUGCGCUGAACUCAGAUGCUUAUAGGUCAAGGUCAAUGGCGAGAAUGGGCGGACCACCGAUGUAUCAACCACCACCUAGUAGUUUCAAUCAUACCUCUGCAAGCGCUUUUCGCCAGCAGCCGUAUAACGCCGCAGCCCCAAUGACCGCACAAGGAAGAGUUGUGCCGGAGAGACAUGGGAACGAGCGCACUAUGUCAUUGACUUCAUAUUCCACUGACCGCGACUACAACCAUACUACAAGCACGGGGAGGGUCAUCCCUGCUCGAAGACAGCCAUCAGGCCCUAGCCAACCCCCACUUCCUCGCCAAGAGGUGGACCCAGCGAGUGUCCAGAAUGUCAACGGCAGGCCACGGCCACCGAGUGAUAGUUCGACGGCCUCGCGAUCCAUGUCGAUGGCAUCAACGGUGGUGCCAGAUCGAACAAUGAGUAUGCAAAGCCAGACACCUCAGAAGCCUCCUGGCCAGACAACUCUUGUGGCAAGCAACUCCCGCAGAAGCAAAGUCCCAUUGGUUUAUCCAGCUUUACUUUCGCGAGUUGCUGAUGCCUUUCGAGAGAAGAUUGUGCUGGCCGAGCGGCAGAAGAACGGGCUGUCAUAUCAAAACGCUUUCUCUGGUGCGGAUGCAGUAGAUUUGAUCGGCUAUAUUAUUAAAACGAACGAUCGGAAUCUAGCUCUUCUUCUAGGGCGUGCUCUGGAUGCGCAGAAGUUUUUCCACGAUGUGACAUACGACCAUCGUCUUCGAGAUUCUCCUGCUGAGCUCUACCAAUUCAAAGAAACGAUGGGAGAAGAAGCGCCCAGUUUUGAAGUCAAUGGAGUUUUCACGCUUCUCACCGAGUGUUACUCCCCGACUUGUACUCGUGACAGCUUAUGCUACUCAAUCGCAUGUCCCAGGAGAUUGGAGCAACAAGCAAAACUGAAUCUCAAGCCACAGCCGGGUUUGCGGUCGUCUGCCUCCAAAGGGAGUCUGCAUGGCGAUGAUGAUGAUAAUGACAACCAGAAAUUAUGGAUCAACAUGGUUCCUAAGGAAGUCUCUGAUGGCCUCGAUGAUCGCGAAAAGAAACGACAGGAAAUUAUUUUCGAGAUUAUGUACACAGAGCGUGAUUUCGUCAAGGAUUUGGAAUAUUUGCGAGAUUUCUGGAUGAGGCCUUUACGUUCCGCUGGUAACAACAAUAUUUCACCCAUUCCAGAGCACCGACGAGAAAAGUUCAUCCGUACAGUAUUUGGAAAUUGUUUGGAGGUCCUGAAAGUAAAUGGCGGCUUGGCCGAGGCUCUCAAUACCAGACAGAAGGAGAGUCAAGUAGUGAAAACUGUUGGUGAUAUAUUCCUUCAGCACGUCCCACGAUUCGAUCCGUUUAUCAAGUACGGUGCGAACCAGCUUUACGGGAAGUAUGAGUUCGAGAAAGAAAAAGCGUCGAAUCCAGCCUUUGCAAGGUUUGUGGAAGAGACGGAGCGUCUUAAGGAGUCACGAAAGCUUGAACUGAAUGGUUACUUAACUAAACCUACCACCCGUCUUGCAAGAUAUCCUCUGCUCCUUGAGCAGGUCCUGAAAAACACGGCCGAUGAUAACCCCGACAAAGAAGAUAUUCCUAAAGCUGUCAAGCUUAUCAAGGAUUUCCUGUCCCGCGUUAAUACCGAGAGUGGAAGAGCCGAAAAUCAUUUCAAUCUCGUUCAGCUUAAUGCAGCACUAAAAUUCGGCCCUGGUGAUUAUGUCGACUUGAAACUUACCGAAGAGAACCGCCAAAUGCUAACGAAAAUGGCGUUCCGAAAGACACCUACUGAUAGCUCCGAGGUCACAGCAUAUCUUUUUGACCAUGCUGUUUUACUGGUGAGAAUCAAGGUUGUGAACAAGCGCGAGGAGUAUCGAGUCUACCGGAAACCAAUCCCUCUAGAACUCUUGGUCAUUGCGCAGAUGGACGAGGUAAUCCCCAGGGCCGGAAUUGCCAAAAGACCCUCGUCUAGCCUACUCCCAAAUAAGGCUGCCGCGAAUCCGCCGACCACGAAAGAUGGACUCCCCAUUACUUUCAGGCAUCUUGGCAAGGGUGGUUAUGAGCAAACUCUCUAUGCCACGUCCCCCACGCAAAGACGAAAAUUCAUUGAACUUGUGGAAGAACAGCAAAGAAAAUUGAGGGAGCGGAAUAGCAACUUCUAUGAUAAAACUGUGCUCUGCGAGAAUUUCUUUACAGCAAUCAAUCGGGUAAAUUGCCUUGUCCCUAUCGAUGGUGGCAGAAAGUUGGUGUACGGUACAGACAGUGGUAUCUACAUCUCGGAGCGUUGGCCCAAGGACAAAUCUGCGAAGCCAAGACGCGUUUUAGACGCCAGCCAGGUUACCCAAAUAGACACACUGGAAGAGUAUCAACUACUCUUGGUCUUGUCGAACAAAACGUUAUCCUCUUAUCCCAUGGAAGCGCUUGAGAUAGGGGAAGGCCAGAACACAGUAGCAAAGAGACCCAAGAAGAUUCAAGGCCACGCAAAUUUCUUCAAAGCCGGUAUUGGUCUUGGUCGCCAUCUGGUCUGCUCUGUCAAGACUUCUGCUCUGUCAAGUACUAUCAAAGUAUACGAGCCAAUGGACAACCUGGCAAAGGGGAAGAAGAAGUCUGCUGUCAGUAAGAUGUUCCAGGGUGGUCAAGACACCCUAAAGCCCUUCAAGGAAUACUAUAUCCCUGCUGAAUCCUCCUCAAUUCAUUUCCUCCGUUCAACUCUUUGCGUUGGCUGUGCUCGUGGUUUUGAAGUUGUCAGUCUUGAAACGACCGAGACGCAGUCCCUCCUAGAUCAAGCCGACACCUCCCUUGACUUUGUGGCACGCAAAGAAAACGUCAAGCCAAUUCAUAUUGAACGAAUGAAUGGCGAGUUCCUUCUCAACUACAGUGAUUUCUCGUUCUUUGUCAAUCGUAAUGGCUGGCGCGCUCGUUCAGACUGGAAGAUUUCAUGGGAGGGCAAUCCCAAUGCCUUCGCACUCUCUUACCCUUAUAUCCUCGCUUUUGAACCGAACUUCAUAGAAAUCAGACACAUCGAGACGAGCGAGCUGAUUCAUAUCAUGACUGGGAAGAACAUUCGCAUGCUGCAUUCCUCGACAAGAGAGGUACGUAAAAGAAGCCUAACUUAUAUCGAUGCCUUGUUGACUAACGCUCUUUAGAUCCUGUACGCCUACGAAGACGAGUCCGGUGAAGACGUAGUAGCCAGUUUGGAUUUCUGGAACAAGCCGCAGCAUUAGUUGAGCAGAAAUGGAGGGAAUAAGAGAUAACUUUUUGUUCUUUCAAGUUAGUUUUGAUCGCUCUUAGACCGG